UCGCUGUCUGCUGCGAAGGAAAAGGCAACAAGGAGGAAGAGCAAUGGCGCCACAGUAUCGCCGAGCGCACACACAGGACACAUUCACUGGUCUUCCCAGCACACUCACUACUUUUACUCAGAAACUCAGCUUUUGAACUGGAGGUUGCUGAUCAAACUCUGUAAAGGAGAUAUGCUCUUGUAUGGUCUCUUCCCAACUCAUGAGGAUUUCAAACCCGUCAUUUGCAAUGUCUUCAACAAAGCCGUUAAAGCCUCAGGACUCAUUACGGUAGUUGGGGAACAGAACAGUGAGUAGAGAGGAGUGGACGCUACCCCAUCCCCCCCAGAGUCAUGCAUAGCAAAAACCAGAGGAGGCAGUGCUCGCCCAGCAGCUCCAGAACCCCUUUAGUUCCUGUCAAGGGUAAGAAGUCUGUGGGUCAGCGUGAGGUGGAGCCGCUACCCUUCCGGAUCCCUCGUGAUUAUCCCCACUCCCGCUUCAGCAAGGCACCACUGGCGGUCUACCCGCCCAAGGGAGCACGAGCCAAGGCCUGUGUUUCUUUACCUGUCGUCAGUCUAGAGAAGAUGCCGUGCUUCAACAGAUCGGAGAGUGCGCAAAUAAAAGUCAACUCCACUUCUCCUAUGGCAGGUUCUUCUCGUUCAUUCUCUUUUUCCUCUUCCUCUCCAUCGUCUACUUCUCUCGAUUCCUUCAUGACAUCACCAGCAUCACAUAAGAACCAGGAGAAAACAGUAAACGGUCGUGGUCCUGGUACUCCUCGCUCCAUCACGCCUCCAUCGCUGAUUGACAGGCGGCCCAGCCCGUCACGGUCACCCUUGGAGAAACGACCUGCCCCCUCUCCCUCCUCACAGGAGAGGAGACCUGCAGCUUCCACGUCUCCAUCCUUAUUGGACAGGAGGACGAUAGUCACGCCCCUUCCCCCAGACAAGAAGCAUCAGAUUGGAGCCAAAGGCGGGGGACCCAGGAGAGUGUCAGGGAGGGUCUUUGAUCCUAACAAACACUGUGGAGUUUUGGACCAAGAAACAAAGAGGCCUUGCACUCGUUCUUUAACCUGUAAGACUCACUCGCUGACCAAUCGCCGAGCCGUUCCAGGACGGAGAAAACAUUUUGACAUUCUUCUUGCUGAGCACAAGGGGUGUGCGAAGGAGAAGGAGGUUGGGCAAAAGAAGGAAGUUCAAGCCGGCAGCCAAUCAGUGCAUCUGACACAGUCACAUGAGACAGCACUCAGCCUAUCCGCAAGCUGUCCAAAUGGCAAGACCACACCCACUCUGAAAUUGCGGCUGGCCAAUUCUCACAUACACAGAGUGUCUGGUAUCGGUCCUGUGGUUCUCAGCUCGACACCUGUACCUCCUCUUCCUCCUGAAACCGCAUCCAGCUGGCAGAGAUGCAGCGGAGAUACCCAUCUGUCCAGCGACGAGGGAGAGACAGAUCUCUCCGAGGAGUCAGAGAAGCCGUCGUGGCAUUACUCGACUCAUCACCCUCGACCCAUGAGUUGUUGUGCGUUCAGCAGUCGUAUGAUGGGGAGGGGUCACUAUUUGUUCGACAGACGGUGGGACCGUGUACGGCUGGCGCUUCACUGCAUGGUGGAAAAACACGUCAACUCUCUGAUGUGGAGGAAAGUCCCCCUGGCGGUGGAGAGCAUGACUGCUGCUUCCCCCUUCCCAUCUGAGGUGUCUCAGCUCAACUCACCCUUUUUCCCCAGCCACAGGCUCAUGGCUCCUCUUGACAGGGUGUCCAUGCUCCCCUACUCCUCAUCUUUACUGCACAACGGCUCUGGGGUCUUCAGGGACCCCAAGCCAGGGCCUAAACUGCAGCUGACGAAACCGGCCAAGCCACUCAAAGCCUCAGGGGAAGGACCGGGACCCAAAAAACGGAAUUCUGAGUCUGCGGCUUACCGGAAGAACAGCGGGAACAGUGGGAACAGCUACCAUCUGCCACUGGGUGCAGCGCACAUCAGUAACGGAACCGCAGCCAUUAGCGUGCGGGCGAAGCCGCGGCCUGGCGGACAAGGCCCGAGGGAGCAGGACAGGUACGGAGGUGUGGAGCUGUCUCUCACUCAGGCGCUCACCGGGGAUCACGGGGCCGUCUCGUCACCGAGUCCUCUGCCAUACGGCUCAUCUGGUGGGAGGAAACGCAAGAGUUUUGGAUCAAGUGCGGGCAGCGAGAAACCCAGUAAAACCACCAAAGCAACAGCACUGGACGCAAUAUUCAGGAAAAGCAGCAGCAGUCUGUUGUCGUCGGUCGCGGAAACACCCCACGGCGCCCUCUCUAGACAGCCCAACGUACUUCACUGAUGCUGUGGGACGUCUUUUGCAAAUCAUGUGGUUCAUUUCAGGCUGUAGGACACCGGAGACGCCGAGCCCGGCACACUACACUUCAGUUACAUCAUGUUAUUUCUUUAGACCACACCCCUUUAGGAAUAAACUGCACAUCUACAAGUAUAAAAAUAAUAAUUCCUCUCAAUCAAGGCCCAUCCUGUCAAUAGCAACUGCAGUGUCACGCACAUUCAGAUUGUGUCUCGUUCACAACAAACACGUCUCAGACAUCCAGCGACGCACGUAUGGAGUGUUAUUUUUCUACGCAUUUAAACGGGGAAUCGUUCGUGAGCGACAAUAAGGAGGAAAAGUCUUCAGACUCGACUGUGUCUCUCUAAAGUGCACUUAAUUUCAUACCUGAGGAGGUAAAUCAAGUUUCAACCAAGGGAAUAUUUUCAAGGCGCUUUUUUGGCAAGCUGUAUUUUUUUGUAUCGGAUGAAUUCAGGUUUUUGAGUGUUUCGUUUUACGAGGAAUAUAAAGGACUCGCACCCCAAUUGUAAAGCAACUUAACCGGUGGAUUAAUUUAGCAUAUUAAUUUAUGGUAUUAAUUUUCUAACUGGCCUAAAUAGCGGGUCACAUGUUGAGCAGAAGUAUAUUUCUAUGCGUUUUAAAUGUUUAAAGUAUUAUAGAGACCCUAUUGUUGGAAAUGUGUACAUAUCUUAAUCUAAAUGUUUUUUAUUUUAUUUAUUGUUAGCAUCUUUGAGGUCAAAUGAUCUUCCUUAAGUCACAUGCAUAUUCAUACAGAUGGUUUGUUAUGAAAGGGCCUUGCAUACCUUAUAUUUGUUUAUUUUAUACUCUACCGGGACAUUUCUACAGGAAUGGUACAGUUGCAGUGAGCCAUGUUGGCGAUCAGCACAGGUCUGUAGCCUGGAGGUUGCCAAUUUUGUUUCGUUAGGGUCAUGCGUGCACCUGAAUAUAAAUGUUUGCUAUUGGUCAGCUGGGUGUGAUGUCAUAACCCGCCUUUGCCAUUCAUUCUUAAUAUACUGGUUCCUGGUUUUAUGGUGCACAAUUCAUACGUGCAUUUUAUUCCAAUGCAAAUAACAUUUGUCGUAACUUGAUCCGCCUUUGAAACAACUUUUCGGCUUUUUUUCAGCUGAUGUCACCUAGUGCAAAGACAUCACACUCCGUGAUCUCAAAAACCAAGCGUUUGUUUGCUGUGACCGACUGAUUAUUACCGUGUUGCCUUGCUGCCAAUGCAAAACUCUCUAUAGGUCGACUGCCAGCUAGAAACCAACCCCGGAUCCCUUCCAAGCCACCGGUCAUGGGUGAAGUGCUUCCAUGUGGAGUUGUCUCUGCAAUGUUUUGUGUAUGUAGUACAGCACCUCGUGCUUGAGGUCAGAGGUCAAAGAGCUGUGAAGUUACCUCUACGCCACACCUUUAUCAUCUGUAAGGAAAGAAAAAAUGCCUGUAUUAAAAGGACAAUUGGAUGUUUUGUAUCGUCGUAUCCAACCAUUAGAGACACGAGCUCUGUUCAAUAGAAUUAUUUUUGGAAGAAUAUCUAUUUUUGAGAAAAGAGUGAAGGACUGCAUCGGUAUAAAAGUACUGAAACUGUGUUUAAAAGAAAUAAUGUGAAUAUUGAGGAAACCCUUGGGGUCACAUUGAAGUUAAGAGUCUUUGUUUUGGUUUAAUAGUGCCACUAAUCUCGGUGUACUACAGUUCAACGGGACGUUUGCCAGAAUGAGUCUAUAACAGCUUUGACGUUUUCUACCAGAUGCUUUUAAACACGUCCCACAGCUUAGAAAUGGUUUAGAAAUGAACGAAUGUGCUACUUCAAACUGUUUCUGUCAUUCAUUAUGGCAUAGCAGUACCAUUUCAUUGUGUUUUAUAUGGUUUUGUUUGUUUGUCUAUAUUUUGCUUUCUUUAUUUGGGUUUUGUUUUUUGUUUUGAUUUGUUCCAUUUGAUUUUGUUUUAUUAAUUUCCGUUUUAUUUUAAUAGUUUUUUAUAUUGUUCAGUUUAUUAUUUAUUUAUUUUUACUUUAAUUUG
Molecule: messenger RNA, 4292 nt
Organism: Xyrauchen texanus (razorback sucker)
Lineage: Eukaryota; Metazoa; Chordata; Actinopteri; Cypriniformes; Catostomidae
Product: ataxin-7-like protein 1
Exons: 12
Coding region: 330-2288 (652 amino acids)
Source: RefSeq, a predicted model, not a curated record